Molecule: messenger RNA, 1827 nt
Organism: Emys orbicularis (European pond turtle)
Lineage: Eukaryota; Metazoa; Chordata; Testudines; Emydidae
Product: cytochrome P450 27C1
Biological process (GO): cholesterol metabolic process; C21-steroid hormone biosynthetic process; cortisol metabolic process
Cellular component (GO): mitochondrial inner membrane
Molecular function (GO): iron ion binding; monooxygenase activity; oxidoreductase activity, acting on paired donors, with incorporation or reduction of molecular oxygen
Source: RefSeq, a predicted model, not a curated record
AUGGUCUGUGUAAACUGAUGCUCAGGCAUUAGGAGAUUGGAGAAGUGCUGCUUGCGCAAGUUAAAGCAGAAGAGAAACGGCAAUCAAAUAAAAAGCGGCUGCAGAAACAAAAUAGAACUUUUACUGAAUAAGAAAAAAAUGUCUCUUUUCACCAAAGUCUUGACCAGCAGUUGCAAACAGGCGCUUGAGACUGAGAAAAGGAGUUGCCUUUUUCGUGUGAUUUUUGUCAGCGGGUUUCACCAACUGACCAAACGUUCUAGCAGCCAGACUUUGGAGGUGCAAAAUAACACUACAACAGCAGCUGCAGCAGCAGCAGCAAAGGACAAAGAGGAGGAGAUGGUGGCAGUUUCAGAGGGGGAAGAGGGACUCUUGAAACCCACUCAGCACCACCACUGCAACGUGAAGAGCCUGCAAGAAAUGCCUGGACCCAAAACCCUCUCCAACCUAGUUGAGUUCUUCUGGAAGGACGGCUUUGGUCGCAUUCAUGAAAUCCAGCAAAAACACACUCAGGAGUAUGGAAAGAUCUUCAAGUCUCACUUUGGUCCACAGUUUGUAGUGUCCAUUGCAGAUCGAGACAUGGUUGCCCAGGUGCUCCGGGCGGAAGGUAGAACUCCACAAAGAGCUAACAUGGAAUCCUGGCAAGAGUACAGAGAUUUAAGAGGGAGAGCUACAGGACUUAUUUCUGCGGAAGGGGAGCAAUGGCUAAAAAUGAGGAGUGUACUAAGGCAGAAGGUCCUGAAACCCAAGGAUGUGGCUGUUUUCUCUGAAGGAGUCAAUGAAGUCAUCACAGAUUUAAUUAAGAGAAUCCACACACUCAGGAGUCAAGAGGAAGAUGGGGAAACCGUGACCAAUGUUAACAACCUUUUCUUCAAGUAUUCCAUGGAAGGUGUGGCAACUAUUCUGUAUGAAUCCCGAUUGGGCUGCCUGGAAAACAACAUCCCAGAGAAGACUGUGGAAUACAUUGAGGCUCUGGAGUUGAUGUUUAGCAUGUUUAAGACAACUAUGUAUGCAGGGGCAAUUCCCAAAUGGCUUCGUCCAUUUAUUCCAAAACCCUGGAGAGAGUUCUGCAGAUCCUGGGAUGGACUCUUCAAAUUUAGUCAAAUCCACGUUGACAACAAGAUAAAGGAUAUUCAGUCCCAAUUGGACCAAGGAGAAGAAGUAAAAGGUGGGCUACUCACCUAUCUCCUAUUGAGUAAAGAGCUUACGGUGGAAGAGAUCUAUGCCAAUAUGACUGAAAUGCUUCUGGCAGGAGUGGACACAACUUCUUUCACUUUGUCCUGGGCAACAUACUUGUUGGCAAAGUAUCCUGAAGUUCAGCAAUCUGUGUAUGAAGAGAUAGUCAAUAAUCUGGGAAAAGAUCAAAUUCCCACUUCAGAUGAUGUUCCCAAAUUGCCAAUGAUUAGAGGCCUGCUCAAAGAAACCCUGAGGUUAUUCCCAGUAUUGCCAGGAAAUGGUAGAGUGACACAAGAAGACUUGGUUGUUGGAGGAUACUUGAUACCUAAAGGGACCCAGUUAGCACUCUGUCAUUAUGCUACAUCGUAUGAGGAAGAGAAUUUCCCAAUGGCAAAUGAUUUCCGACCUGAGCGCUGGCUGAGGAAAGACAAUAUGGAUAGAGUGGAUAACUUUGGUUCCAUCCCAUUUGGUUAUGGCAUUCGCAGUUGUAUAGGAAAAAGAAUUGCAGAACUGGAAAUUCACCUUGCACUGAUUCAGCUGCUUCAAAAUUUUGAGAUCAAAAUUUCUCCCAAAACUAAACCAGUCAAGGCCAAAACCCAUGGACUUUUGACUCCUGGAGACUCCAUCAAUGUGAAAUUUGCUGACAGGAAGUGA